GAAUAUGACUUAUAAAUUAUUAUCAAUAAAAUAAAUAAAUAAAAUUUAAUUCAAAAGUUUACAAUUUGAUUGUAAUCCCAUUUUUAGUAAAGUGAAAAUUAAAUUUGGUUUUCGCAGCUGGCGACCCUGCGUAACGUCACAUUGGUAAUAAUAUGAAGAGAAAGCUGGUACCGGUUAUGUUUUAAGUCUAAUUUUUUUUCUAACGAUUUUGUCCUUAAUAAAUGACUUUUAGAAUUCAUAAAUGUAUGAAUUAUUAUUUAAUUGUAAUAACCGUGUGGUAAAUAGAAAGGAUUAUUUCAUAAAUUUCGAUUACUGUGUAGGUGCGGCCAUGUUGAUCUAUAAAAGAAAACUUUCUUAAUAUUUUCUGUUUUGGCAUUUUCUUCAGCAUAAUGCCCAAAUGUGAUGUCAAAACAAGGUAUAUCCCUGCAACAUUUGCUUGGACAUUAUUAUUAAGUGCAACGACAUUAUUUUUUUAUUUCCCAUGUCAAUAUUAUAUUUUCCGUCAUCCAUGGGUUCCAGCAUACCAGGGCGUUAUUACGUUUUUCGUUUUAGCAAAUUUUACCCUAGCCACUUUCAUGGACCCGGGAGUUAUACCCAAAGCUCCACCGGAUGAAGAUCGUGAAGAUGAUUUUCGUGCACCUUUAUAUAAGAAUGUUGAUAUAAAUGGUAUAACUGUGCGUAUGAAGUGGUGUGUUACAUGUAAAUUUUAUAGACCUCCAAGGUGUUCUCAUUGUAGUGUGUGUAAUCAUUGUAUUGAGACUUUUGAUCACCAUUGUCCUUGGGUAAAUAAUUGUAUAGGCCGUCGUAAUUAUAGAUUUUUCUUUUUUUUCCUCAUAUCGCUUAGUUUACACAUGCUCAGUAUUUUUGGACUAAGUUUAGUUUACGUUUUACACAACAAAGAACGUUUGUCAGAAGUUGGACCUAUAGUAUCUAUGGUUUUAAUGGGUAUUGUGACAGUGUUAGCAAUACCAGUAUUUGGAUUGACAGGAUUUCAUAUGGUACUGGUAUCUCGAGGUCGAACUACAAAUGAACAAGUUACUGGAAAAUUCAAAGGUGGUUACAAUCCAUUCUCAAGAGGAUGUUGGAAUAAUUGUUGUUAUACACAAUUCGGACCUCAAUAUCCAAGUUUAAUAAAAGCAUCACGUGCUGCAAAGAAAGGAGGCUCAACGGCAUCAAGUGCUAUUGCAACAAUAACUAGUGACAACCAGGUAAAAACGUAUAUGGAUAACAGCAAUGGGGUUAGAAAUGCCAGUUCCAAUGCUUACAAUAAGUUAUCACCAGGGCGUGAUUGUCCAUCAGAUCUUGAUACUGAUAUGGAACCUGGUGCUUCACAAUCUGCAGAUUGUGAACCAACGCCACCUCCAUUACAACGACAUGGGAGCAAAAGCAAUUUUCUCAUGAGUAGUUCAACUGGUCCAAAUUCUGGUGGCAACAAUACACAACAGAAUGUAAAUGUUUGUCAACCAGGGAACACCGAAUCACCUCCACGGCAUCCACUUGGUCCUAGAGGACCAUAUCGCCCUUCACCAACGAUGCAACAGCGUGUGAAAAAUCUUGGUGUUGCUACGCCAUUAGCAAUGUCUAGUCCAGUACGAAGAUCAAAUCCAGGUACGCCGACUCAACCUCGGCGUCCUGACUUCAUAAGUGUUCAGCAACCGUCGAACAGCACACCGCAAUAUUAUGAUUUUAAUUCGCAAAUGCGUUCAGGGCCCAAUCAUCAGGGAGGUUACGGAGGUAGUCCCCAAAGACGUUUUCUAUCUGAAGGUGAAUUAGUACGUCAAGGUGCAGAAUUAUCUUAUGCUCGUACGAAUAACACAGUGGAUAAUAUUCGUGAAUUAGCAGGAUCUCCACAACGUGGUAUCUACAUGUGGAAAGAUACUUCACCAGGCACAUAUCAACAAGGGAUUGUACCAACACAUCAACAACCGCCACAUAUAUCUGUCAAAAAUCAAAAUCCUCAACAAUAUUAUUGUUCAAAUCCGACAUCACCGACUACGCAACAAAUGACGUAUCAACAAACACGACCUAAUAUGCCAUAUCAUCCAGCAUUACGGGGUGGUGUUGCUGUAUUUCCCCCAGCACCAACUCAACAAAGUCCACAACAAGCACGACGAAAACCUCAAACACAUACGACGGAAUCACCUGAUCUACCAGCUAAUGCAGCUGACCGAAGAAGACGCCCGAUGUCAUUUGUGCGUGCAUUAGAAGUAUCAAAUUCAAUGGAAUUAUCGCGAACUUCACAUCAAACAGGUGGUUCACCACCAACGCCCGAUCGUACUAGUGUCUAUGAUAUGAACUACGAAAUAUCCGUAUAGCAAAAGCAUUAUCAGUAAAUAGUGCUGAUUGUUUUUCCCCUUAAAACGUGCCUCUGAUUUCAUAUAAUUCAUGCACAUUCAACCUGCCAAAUAUUAAACGAAUUGUUGCACAUUCCUUGCAAUAGACAAUAAGAUUGUGUAAUAACUAUUUUUAUUUUACCGGUUAUCAAAAUAUUAUUUAUCUGAUUUCAUAUGGGCCAUAUUAAAUCAUUAUUCAACAAAAUCAUAAUGAGUGCGAAUCUUAAAUUAUCAAAUCAAAUGGCAACUUUUUUAAUUAUUAUUUAAAGUCUAGUACAGCCUAAAAAUUGCCUGUCUUGAAAAAUAUAUAUUUCUAUCAUGCUAAAUCCACAUACUUUCGAAAUUGAUUUUUUUUGUAGAUUGAUACAUUUUUUUUGAUCGGUAUUGUAUAAGUUGAAAUAGUUAAGCCUGUGAGCACGAAAAAAUUUUAGAAAAGCGAUUCGUUUUUAAAGUCUGCGUCUUUUAUCUAAAUAAUUCCUCAAAUAACAAGGAUACAACAAUACCGAAUACAAUUAAAAAGACUGUGUCAUAUUUGCAACUACACUUUUCAGUUUUUUCAUGUACUUCAACUAUUUUCAUGUACCUUUAUAAUCAGAUUUAUGGUUCUCGCAGUCAUGAUGAAUAUAUAAUGCCAAUAAAUGAAAGAAAACAGAAAAUUUUGCAUAAUUCUUGAUCACUCAAGACAAUCGUAGUUGUUGUAUGCUCUCCCCAAUAAUUUUCAUAACAUUUAUAAUAGCGUAUCCCAUUCAGAUUUUAGUACGAUAGCUUAACGCUCGCUCGUGGAAAGUUUUUAAUAUACAAAAUAGAAUAAGAGCUGGAUAAUUUUAGGUGCUGGAAGAUAUUCAAGAGAUUUAAUUGUCAUGUUUCUAAGUAUCAUAAAUGAUACAGUCUUGUUAUUUGAGUGCUAUUUAUGUCAAUUUUCAACUAAAUUUGCAGAUAUAUAAAAUAUUUUAUUUUUAACAAAUACCGCGUUCCUACGACAAAACGAUUUAAUACAACUGUAUUUUAAAAUCAUUAGUUUUUUUUUACGUUACAUACUCAAGGAAUAUUUUCGCAGCAAAAAUCAACUGUCGUUAUUAUAUUUAAUAAUAUAUGUUUAAUAAAAAUUUAUCGCGCAAAUAGUUAAAUUGUUCGUCGCCGUCGUAGGAGGUAUCAAAAUCAGUUCUAUAGUUUGAAAAAUUUGUUUAUUUAAUUUAUUUAUUGCUUUGAAGUGUAUAGCGGGGUUUAAAAUGGAGAGAAAGAGAAAAUCGAGAUUUUAGUUUUAUUUUUAAAAGAUGAAUUUGUACAGCUGUUUUUGUAAAGAUACUUUUAUAGUCAUGUAAAUUACUAGCAUUCAUAACAUUGAAAAAUUUAGCUUGAUGCAGAUAAAUAUUCUUUACGACAAGUAACUUUUAGGCGUUCUUUGACUCAUAUUAUAUAUAUUAUUUUUUGAAUUUUGAAUUAAUUUU
Chrysoperla carnea is the source of this 3781-nucleotide messenger RNA. It is a transcript of the gene Zdhhc8, whose product is annotated as palmitoyltransferase ZDHHC8B. Lineage: Eukaryota; Metazoa; Arthropoda; Insecta; Neuroptera; Chrysopidae. The transcript has 8 exons. Gene Ontology annotation, molecular function: palmitoyltransferase activity. The record is from RefSeq and is a predicted model, not a curated record. Bases 390 to 2315 code for a protein of 641 amino acids. Gene Ontology annotation, biological process: protein palmitoylation.